AUGACAGAGACAACUACUAGUCCAGUCAUCGUUGCUCGAUCUAGCAGGCCAGUCAGCGAGGCCCUAUUGAAUGAGAAGUGGGAUCGCUGCCUCUCUUCUUUGCUUAUCCGCUCUUCCCUUGGUCUCGGCUUUGGCGUCGUCUUCUCGUUUUUGCUGUUCAAAAAGAGAGCAUGGCCUGCCUUUGUCGGAAUUGGAUUUGGUGCUGGAAGAGCCUAUGAAGAAUGUAAUAACACUUUUUUGAACACUAACAGAGAGGGCUUAAGGUCGUUGAAAUAUUGA
This is a messenger RNA of Blumeria graminis f. sp. triticale, 279 nucleotides long. NCBI's taxonomy places the organism in Eukaryota, Fungi, Ascomycota, Leotiomycetes, Helotiales, Erysiphaceae. The record is from the annotation of a GenBank genome assembly.